AUGCCGAAAUUGUGGUUCCACGACGACGGGUCUAACUUGACUAUGAGGGAGUUCUAUGAACAGCACCAGAACAACCUGCCCAGGUUGGCUAUCGUCACUCAGGGCUUUGACGGAGGCGUCGAGUUAGACACUCUCGGGAUUGGACAGGUCAUGAGAAUCCAAGGCGCUUGUAAACAAAAACGAGCGGUGGCCAUAGAUGGCGCUGGGCGGAAUAUAACGAUUCCUCUGGACUAUCCGUUAAAGUUCCGAUUCUACAAACGAAAGAAGAAAGAUGUUCUUGGCCAGAAUUUGGGUGAGAUUGUGAGGACCCAUGCACUACCCGUACAGUUGGAGUUCGUCUGUUCAGAGGACUACAGGUUCGACGUUUGUAACACGCAGGCCAGUGUUAAGUCAUUUGGAAAACUGACCGUUUCGAAGGUUUACGAUGAAACAUACCUCAUUGCCAACACUAUUCAAGAAGGAGUAUUCGAGUUGCACACCAUACUGGUUCCACUGUACCUACAGAAAGUGUUGGUAUCCACGGUGGUCGGGAUAAAGGAUCAGACUUCUGAACAGUUUCGAGACUUCGUCUGUGGCAUCGAGGACGCUGCGACGCGCACAAUAUACGACGGGAAGACUGGCAACGAAAAUAUUGCCAUGUACAACCAGGCCGAUAUUGACGAAUCGAAAUCGGAGAAUGUGUACGAGCUGCUUGAACCGGCGAGCUUUUUCAAGAUCACCAGACCGGUGGAGGAAAACACGGGGGAAUACUCGACAUUGCAGGUCGCAGCAGAAGAAACCCAGCCACGUGCCAAGACGACUGGCGCAAGGAAGAUAACUCAAUCAACGAGUUGUCCACCACAGAAAGUUCGUGUACCGGAAGUACCACCCAGAACUAUUGCCCGGAGAAAAGUUCCACCAGCCCCGCGUCUACUCUCACCAGACUAUAACCGAACAGAACAAAUACAGCAGCCAGGUGAAACCAGCAUCACAGGGGAGACAACCCAAUCGACGAAUCGCCCUAUUCAGCAUGAUAGCCAAUUCCUUUUACCACAGAAAAGUAAUCUGGAGGGUUUCAUGUCUAGUUCCCAGCAACCGCGUCCACUUCCGUCCCCGAUCCCGCAAAAAGAUGAUGGUCUUCGUGGUAGCAAAACCGCCCCACCGCUACCCGAACGUGAUCCUCUUCAGCAACCCGAGCGUGCAACUCUAGAGGAGGCUACCAACAGAACUGGGAAUGCGUACGUCAAUGCCAUAGAAAGAGCUGUGGUAGCUCCGUAUGUAGCCAGUACGUCAAGUCAGAGUGCCGUGCGUGCCGUGGGUGCCGUGAGUGCCGUGAGUGCCGUGGGUGUCGUGAGUACAGAGGAGAAAAGGGCCGACGAGUUAACUAUAGGUGAACUGGCAGUCAAGAUGAAGCGUCUGCGGCUAGACAGACACGUGGAUUCGUUCAGGAAAGAAGGAAUCGACGGAUACCUGCUCUGUAAGUUGACCAAAAACAUCCUGGCCAAGGAAUUCAGCUUCACAGAACUGGAGAUCAUAAAGCUUAUGGCGUUCAUUGAAACUGGACAUAUCCCACAAUAAAAAAAACACGUCUGCUACAAAUGGAAUGAUUGACAGAAAAAAAAUAAUGUAGUGUUUAAUAGCAUAUCACACUGAGAUAGUGAAUGAUACAAAACGAAAAUGUGAAAUCUGUAUAGUACAAAACGAAAUCCGAAAGUGAAAUAUGUAUGGUACAAAACAAAAUCCACAAAGUGACAUGGUGCAUGGCCCACAACGAAAAUUACAGUCAUCAAGUACAUGAUAAAAAACGAAAAUCGCCCAAUUGAAUACCAUUGUGGAAUAUCACAAAAAUCGAACAGUGAAAGAGGACAUGGUUCAAAACGAAAAUCCAAUAGCAAAAUUAUAUAUUUUUUUGAUUUAAUUUAAAAUAAAUUUGUCGCCAUCAUUUUA
Gigantopelta aegis is the source of this 1926-nucleotide messenger RNA. RefSeq lists its product as uncharacterized. The record is from RefSeq and is a predicted model, not a curated record. The transcript has 5 exons. NCBI's taxonomy places the organism in Eukaryota, Metazoa, Mollusca, Gastropoda, Neomphalida, Peltospiridae. The coding region runs from base 1 to 1557 and encodes 518 amino acids.